Molecule: messenger RNA, 2975 nt
Organism: Thunnus maccoyii (southern bluefin tuna)
Lineage: Eukaryota; Metazoa; Chordata; Actinopteri; Scombriformes; Scombridae
Gene: crispld1a
Product: cysteine-rich secretory protein LCCL domain containing 1a
Exons: 15
Coding region: 369-1928 (519 amino acids)
Cellular component (GO): extracellular region
Source: RefSeq, a predicted model, not a curated record
UGAUGCUUUAGCGGCUUUGGUGCAAGAAUCCCGAAAGAAGAAAGGUCCACUCUCUCCCCCAAACUGAUGAAAACGGAGUGAAGCGACCAUAUCAUACCUUUGAUCUAUAUCACAUGGCAGCCAACGACAGUCAUCACCGGUCCACCUGAACUCACUUUGAAUCACUUUGAAGGCGGAUUUUUUUUUUUUUCUCUCUUAAGUUUUUUUUUCACAGCCAGAUCUCUGUCAGGAUCUCAAGCAGGCAGCGGGCUCCACUCCAAUUCAUUAAAGCUCACAUUGUAGAGGAGAGUCUUUCUGUGCUGGCUUGGUCCCCACUGCACCACAAAUAUCUCACCUGAGUUUGAAAAAGGUCAUCAGUACUUACCAGGAUGAGACGUGUGUUCCCGCACUGGCUGAGGGGCGUGUCCCUGCUGCUGCUGCUCCAGACGGCCAUCUCCAUGGUGAUGCUUCCAAACUCCACCGGCUGGCAGCAGAUUCUGGACAAGUAUUUGGACGAGGACGGGGACUGGUGGGAGGCCAAGCAGAGAGGAAAGAGGGCAAUCACCGACAGUGACGCUCAGCUCAUCCUGGACCUUCACAAUAAGCUGCGAGGCCAGGUCUACCCUUCCGCUUCCAACAUGGAGUACAUGGUGUGGGACACAGAGUUGGAGCGGACGGCAGAAGAGUGGGCUGAGACCUGCCUUUGGGAACAUGGUCCUGCCAGCUUGCUGCCACAGAUCGGACAAAAUCUGGGAGCCCACUGGGGAAGGUACCGUCCACCUACGUUCCAUGUGCAGGCCUGGUAUGAUGAAGUGAAAGACUAUUCCUUCCCUUACCCUCAGGAGUGUAACCCCUACUGCCCCUUCAGAUGCUCCGGCCCGGUUUGCACUCAUUACACACAGCUGGUGUGGGCCACCAGCAGUCGGAUUGGCUGUGCCGUCAACUUGUGUUACAACAUGAAUGUGUGGGGACAGAUUUGGGCCAAAGCUGUCUAUCUUGUCUGCAAUUAUUCACCAAAGGGGAACUGGUGGGGCCAUGCACCUUAUAAACAUGGGACACCAUGCUCUGCCUGUCCUCCCAGUUAUGGAGGAGGCUGCAAGGACAACCUCUGCUACAAAGAUGACAAUUCCAACCCUCCACAAGAGGAAACGGAAGAAUACAACUUCAUUGAGCCAGAGGCCCCCCGUACUCCGCAAAAGCCCCGGCCCCGGGUCUCAAAGCCCGAGCCUCCCAGUCUCCCCAACCCAGCCCCCACCAAGCCCCCCACAGUGGACCUGCAGAAGAAUGAAGUGGUCAACACACAGCAGAUGUCUCAGCUUGUGAAAUGUGACACUAAGCUUCGUGAUCAGUGUAAAGGAACGCCAUGCAAUAGAUAUGAGUGUCCAGCUGGAUGCUUAGAUGCUACAGGAAAAGUAGUUGGGACAGUUUACUAUGAAAUGCAAUCCAGUGUUUGCAGAGCUGGUCUACAUGCUGGUGUCAUAGAUAAUGAUGGAGGAUGGAUGGAUGUAACAAGGCAAGGAAGAAAGGACUUUUUCAUCAAAUCCAACAAGAAUGGAGUACCAUCUCUAGGAAAAUAUCAGAGUGCUAAUUCCUUCACAGUUUCCAGAGUAGCAGUCAUAGCCAUCACAUGUGAAACCACAGUGGCACAGCUGUGUCCAUACCAAAAGCCUGCAAAACAUUGCCCGAGAUUAUUCUGCCCGAGAAACUGUUUAGAAGAGAACCCGCACAUAUCCAGAGUAAUUGGCACCACAAUAUACUCUGAUAAGUCCAGUGUAUGCCGGGCAGCGGUCCAUGCUGGAGUCAUCAAGAACGAUGUGGGUGGCUACAUCGAUGUGAUGCCAGUGGACAAGCGGAAACACUACAUUGCCUCAUAUCAAAAUGGCAUUGUCUCUGAAAGUCUUCAAAAUCCUCCUGGAGGGAAGGCGUUCCGGGUGUUUGCUGUGAUUUGAGUGCCCCAGAGGGCGGCUUCACCAAACAGAAAGCGCACUUGGGCCUGUGAAUAGGCAGUAAUCAAGCCCUGUUGUCAAACUCAAUGACUGAAAUGUUUCUGGCUUUGCUACACUCCAGGGGUUAGAGGUCGUCUCCAUGACAGCAUAAACCGAGCAACAAAAACUUGACACAUACACAAUGAGAACCUGUCUGGACUCACUUGCAUGGAGUUUUCAAUUUGUCAUCUUUAGUGGGAAAUUUUAUAAACUGUAAAUAUCUUGGAAUGGUUCACUAAUAUUUUGUUUUGUACAUAUUUGUCAAUAGUAUUACGUUUGUUUUAUCUUUGUGCCAUGCCUGCCUUUUUAACAAAUAGCUGUGUAUGAAUACUGAUUAUAAAAGUCCUAUGAUAAAACAUUUUAAUGGCACUUAAGGAUGAAUUUUGUUUUUAUUGUCUGGCACAUUUUUACUGGUGCUCUGGGAAGGGGUCAUGUCAUAUUUUGUACUUUUUUAAUGAUUGGGGAACAAAUUGUUGCAUUUAUUUUUAUAUGAUUAUGCUUAUUAUAUAUAUCAAUAUGAUGUAUAAAGGAUGCUGCUAUAUGUUUUUCUAUUGUUAUUGUAAUUUCCAGUGUGAUGGUUUUAUUUGUUUGUCAGAUAAUGAGGUUUAGUUAAAACUCCCUGCAGGUCGGGAAGUAGUACACUCAACCUUCACAGUUAUCAUUCUCAAAACAAAACCUUUAUGUCUGACUUCAUCAUGAAUUCCAUUUGGAUGUCUGAACCCAAAGCUGUUUUAGGUAAUGAAUGGUCAUCUCCCUGUAACAUUGAUGAACAGAAACAACAAUAUGCUACAGUUUUAUUUUAUACAGUAUCAACAAAUAUACCAGCUCUCAGCUUUCUUUAAUCUGCCAUCAUUAUAAUGGGCAAUUAAAUGUAUUUUUGUUUCUGUUUCUCUGUGCAUCAUAUAUAUUUUCCUACCCCGGGUUUUGUGGAAGUGUUCAUUUUGCAAUAAAAUAUUACGUCCACCACAAUGCUUGUGUCGUUAAUGCACUCACAAAGUCUAUUUGAUAUUU